AUGUCUGCGGAAGGGGCCAUGGCCAACCAAUACUCCGUCCUCGAGGAGCUCGGCUCUGGGAGUUUUGGAACCGUCUACAAGGCAAUUGACCGCUCUACCGGCGACGUGGUUGCGAUCAAACAUAUCGACCUGGAAUCCAGCGACGACGAUAUCCUAGAGAUCCAGCAGGAGAUAUCCGUUCUCAGCACCUGCGCCAGUCCUUUCGUUACGCAGUACAAGGCGAGCUUCCUCCGCGGGCACAAGCUAUGGAUUGUCAUGGAGUACCUCGGAGGGGGAUCGUGCUUGGAUUUGCUCAAACCCGGGUCCUUUAACGAAGGGCACAUUGCCAUCGUGUGUCGCGAGCUUCUCCUCGGUCUCGAAUACCUACACCAAGAAGGGAAGAUCCACAGAGACAUCAAGGCCGCGAACGUGCUGCUGUCGACGACUGGAAAGGUCAAGCUGGCAGACUUUGGGGUCGCUGCGCAGCUUACCAACAUCAAGUCGCAACGGAAUACCUUUGUCGGUACCCCCUUCUGGAUGGCCCCGGAGGUGAUCCAGCAGGCUGGCUACGACUUCAAGGCGGACAUAUGGUCUCUGGGAAUCACGGCAAUGGAGCUGGCCAACGGCGAGCCCCCGAAUGCCUCGAUCCAUCCCAUGAAGGUUCUCUUCCAUAUUCCCAAAGCCCCAGCACCAAGAUUGGAAGGGAACAACUACAGUAGGGAGUUCAAGGACUUUGUGGCGCAAUGCUUGGUGAAGGAUUGCGACAGACGUCCUUCUGCGAAGGAGCUGCUGAAGCACAAGUUCAUCAGAGGCGCUGGAAAGGUCGAGGCGCUACAGGAGCUCGUGGAGAGAAAGCAAGAAUGGGACGGAGGUCGUACACGACCUUCUCAUCCAAGAUUUUACGAGGAGACUCUAAACACCAUGACUCCCAAAAAUGAGCCAGACGAAUGGGUCUUUGAUACUGUCAAAGCCGCAACGAUAGCCUCGCGCAAGAAUACCACGAAGCGACGCAAACUAUCCGUCAUUCAUGCAAAUGGUCAGGGCGUACAGAACGGCGCAGAGGAGGCCAUGAAACGACUCGAUCUCAAAGACGCGCCUCUGGAGUACUCCUCUCCCUCUCCAGCCACCAUGCGCAAAAGCACCGUCCGCAGGCAACCAUCGGUUGGGCAAAUCAUAACCCCAACCAAAACCCGACAAGUCAGUAGUCAGAUAAAGCGGCCUCUUCAACCCGACAUGAGCUUUGGUAACACGGGAUCCACUGUGCGACUCUUCCGCCGGGUUUCUGACAAUUCCACAUUGGCGCAAGUCAGCUCAGACGAUGCCGCUCCGGCCGUCACCCGAGACGAAAAUCGACCUCCUUUGACCGAAACAGUGACCAAGGAGGCUGUAUUAGGCCGACGAGUCUUCAACAAAAUUGUCGAUCCAGCUUUUCAAGAACUCCACGCUCAAACUGGAAACCAAGCGAAGCGAGAAGCGCUAUCCCGUCUGGCAGAUGCUUGGAGUGCACUAGACGCAGUAGACUCCGAAGGCGAAUACCAACUGCUCAAAGCUAUGAUUGAGCGCGUCCAAGGAGAUUCCAAGCUCUCGGCCCUUUUGUCGCCUCCCAAAGCUUCUACGAGGGAUGGGACUCCCUUGGCAACACCCCAAAAAUCGCCAACAAAGCUUGUGCUUGCCCAGAAUAACCCGCACCUCAAGUCGCAUCGCCGAAGACAGACAAGCUUGAUGCCUGAAGCUGAAAAGCUUGUCAAUUUGCCUGGACAGGUUAUCCCGGGUAUGGAGCAUACCAAGCAGCUUGCAGACGUCUUGUACGGACGAUGGACCGACGGACUGCGAAGCCGCUGGCCUGCUGUAUAA
Molecule: messenger RNA, 1833 nt
Organism: Drepanopeziza brunnea f. sp. 'multigermtubi' MB_m1
Lineage: Eukaryota; Fungi; Ascomycota; Leotiomycetes; Helotiales; Drepanopezizaceae
Biological process (GO): protein phosphorylation
Cellular component (GO): cytoplasm
Molecular function (GO): ATP binding; protein serine/threonine kinase activity
Source: RefSeq, a predicted model, not a curated record